Paramecium sonneborni is the source of this 4203-nucleotide messenger RNA. The record is from the annotation of a GenBank genome assembly. NCBI's taxonomy places the organism in Eukaryota, Ciliophora, Oligohymenophorea, Peniculida, Parameciidae.
AUGUUUCAUAAAAACCACUAUAAUGGAGCCUAUUCAAAUCUCAUGAUCCUACAUAAAAAAUAGCUUAAUUUGUCUACAGAAACAUUCAUCUGGAUGAACUUUGUCAAUAUCUUAACAGGAAUACUCUAAAAUACAAACACUCAUCUUAUUUUUGAACCUAAAGCAAUAUUUCUUGCAGGUAUAUUUCUACUUUAUAUUUAAUAAGGUAAUGAUGAAGAUUAAUUACGUGUUGCUUAAUUCAAAAUUGAAUACAUCGCCUAUUAAGAAUUUAAGAUGAUCUAUAUCAUGAAAGAUUAACGAUCUCUCGUUUCAUAUAAACCAUUCACUUCCAUAUUCUAUUCCAAAAAUUAUAAAGAGCUUUAUACUAAAUAUAGAGGAACUUGUUUAUUUGUUAAAGAUAAGUUGAUUAAAGAAUAAAAACAAUUAUAAGAAUAGACUGGUUAUAUUAAAGAUUUUGAUUUAGAAAAGUAUGAAUCUUUUGUUAUUGCUUGGAUUCCGAAAAGAAAAGAAUCUAAAAUCACUUCAUUGUUUUAAACAUGGAUUAAUGAAUACAAUUAAUCUAUCAAUUUUACACCUAAAUAUGAAUUAAGACCUACCAUCAAUAGAGAAUAUUUUAAUGAUGCAGAUCCUCUAUAAUAAAUAUCAAUGACUUAUAUUGAUUUUAUACUUUUCUAUUCUGAAAAUGAUGUAGAAUAAUUCCAAUUAUAAAAUAAAGUCUUAAUUAAAUUAGUUGAUGAUGGAUGGAAAAUUUUAUUUAAAAUAUAUUCAUCAAAUCUUCUAUAUUGUUAAUAAGCUGAAUAAAAUAUUAAUGAUUUUUUAAAUUAAUAAUCAUUAGAAAUAUUUAAUAUGGAAUUAUUUCAUUUAUGUGAUGAUUUUGAUAAAUUUAUUCUUGAUUUGGAAGGAAUAUUGAAGAAAAAAUGCAAUUAACCUGUUAGAUUAUAUAAACUCAAUUCAAUUCUAUCUAUUGUCAAAGAAAUUGAUAGAAGAUUUGAAACCAAAGUUUAAAAUUAUAUUUCUAAUUUUGGAUUUAAAUAAUGUUUAUUUUUUUCUAAAUAAAGAGAUAAUACUCUGGCUUUCAAAAUUAUUAAAGAUAUUAUUGAUUUAAGAAUCAAAUUUAAUCAAAUUAUUAAAAAAAAAUCAUUGGAAAUAUCUUUAUUAUCAUAAUCAUUUCAAAGUUGUAAAUCUACAUUAUUAUAUUCCUAAUGUGGUAAAUCUACUAUAUUACCUUAAUAACUCAAAGAUAAAGAAUNUUUAACACCUAAAUAAAACCAUCCCAAAUUAUUUCUUCACAUUUUUGUGCAAAAUCAACCUCUAAUCAUACAACUACAUUAAUGUUUCAUAAAAACCACUAUAAUGGAGCCUAUUCAAAUCUCAUGAUCCUACAUAAAAAAUAGCUUAAUUUGUCUACAGAAACAUUCAUCUGGAUGAACUUUGUCAAUAUCUUAACAGGAAUACUCUAAAAUACAAACACUCAUCUUAUUUUUGAACCUAAAGCAAUAUUUCUUGCAGGUAUAUUUCUACUUUAUAUUUAAUAAGGUAAUGAUGAAGAUUAAUUACGUGUUGCUUAAUUCAAAAUUGAAUACAUCGCCUAUUAAGAAUUUAAGAUGAUCUAUAUCAUGAAAGAUUAACGAUCUCUCGUUUCAUAUAAACCAUUCACUUCCAUAUUCUAUUCCAAAAAUUAUAAAGAGCUUUAUACUAAAUAUAGAGGAACUUGUUUAUUUGUUAAAGAUAAGUUGAUUAAAGAAUAAAAACAAUUAUAAGAAUAGACUGGUUAUAUUAAAGAUUUUGAUUUAGAAAAGUAUGAAUCUUUUGUUAUUGCUUGGAUUCCGAAAAGAAAAGAAUCUAAAAUCACUUCAUUGUUUUAAACAUGGAUUAAUGAAUACAAUUAAUCUAUCAAUUUUACACCUAAAUAUGAAUUAAGACCUACCAUCAAUAGAGAAUAUUUUAAUGAUGCAGAUCCUCUAUAAUAAAUAUCAAUGACUUAUAUUGAUUUUAUACUUUUCUAUUCUGAAAAUGAUGUAGAAUAAUUCCAAUUAUAAAAUAAAGUCUUAAUUAAAUUAGUUGAUGAUGGAUGGAAAAUUUUAUUUAAAAUAUAUUCAUCAAAUCUUCUAUAUUGUUAAUAAGCUGAAUAAAAUAUUAAUGAUUUUUUAAAUUAAUAAUCAUUAGAAAUAUUUAAUAUGGAAUUAUUUCAUUUAUGUGAUGAUUUUGAUAAAUUUAUUCUUGAUUUGGAAGGAAUAUUGAAGAAAAAAUGCAAUUAACCUGUUAGAUUAUAUAAACUCAAUUCAAUUCUAUCUAUUGUCAAAGAAAUUGAUAGAAGAUUUGAAACCAAAGUUUAAAAUUAUAUUUCUAAUUUUGGAUUUAAAUAAUGUUUAUUUUUUUCUAAAUAAAGAGAUAAUACUCUGGCUUUCAAAAUUAUUAAAGAUAUUAUUGAUUUAAGAAUCAAAUUUAAUCAAAUUAUUAAAAAAAAAUCAUUGGAAAUAUCUUUAUUAUCAUAAUCAUUUCAAAGUUGUAAAUCUACAUUAUUAUAUUCCUAAUGUGGUAAAUCUACUAUAUUACCUUAAUAACUCAAAGAUAAAGAAUCAUUUGUUCCUCAAUUAUUUCCUUAGGAAUGGAGAGGGUAAUCAGCACUCCCUGAAAUCAAUUCUAAAUAUUAAUAAAAUUAAAGUAGUUUUUCAAGUGAGCAAUAGUCUAAGUUAUCCAAAGAUAAUAAUUAAUAAUCUAAUAAAAUAUAAAUUCAUGAUUAAUAACAUAACUAAUCUGGAUACUCAAAUGGAGGAACUUUUAACUCUAUGGAAUCUUUAAGUAAAGAUUAUAAUAGUUUUGAUAGUAGUGAUAGCAGUGAAAUUAAUGAACUUAAUGAAUUUUGUCAUGAAAUCUAAUUAUCGUCAAAUUUCAAGUAAGAAAAAAAUAAAAAAAUUAUUGAAGAAGAAAAGAUUUUAUAAUUGAUUUAAAUUCAUCACAUUUCUCAACAAUUUGUUCGUUAAGUACUAUUGGUAGGAAUUGAUAAAAAAUCAAUUUAAUAUAAACUUAAAGAAUCUGCUGGAUUGUAUUUAAAAGAUUGGGAAUAAAGUUUAAGAAAUUUCUUGAAAACAUAAGAAAUUAAAAUGAAUGAUUUAGAAUUGAUUUUUCGUGAUGAUUGUAUUGCAAUUAAUACUAAAUUGAAUUAUCAAUAAGUAUCUUCUAUUUGUGAUUAAUUUUUUGCAGGUACAACAUGUAUAGUUGUGUAAUCAAAUAAAAAUUCAAUAGAUUUUAGAAAUUAAUUAAAAGAAACUUAUGGAAUAGAAUCAAAAUAAACAAAGAUUUAAUAGAUUGGAUUAAUUAGUAAACAAUAAUUUGAAUAAUUGUAAGUAGAUGAAAAGGGUCGUUAUAUAGCUAUGGAGUUAUAUAAUUAUUUAUAUUUUGAGACAAAUAUUUAAUAGAGGAUAAAUAAAUUGUUGAGCUAGAUUUAAUAAGAGUAGGAUGAAUCAAUUCUUAUAUCAGAAGUUGGUCUUGGAAAUAAAAUAAUAAUUGUCUUGUCUUAAUAGUAAUUGAAUUAUUUAAUAGAAAAUUAUUAAGAGUUAGAAUGCAACAAGUUGAUUAAAUUUGGAAAAUACCUCUCAAACACAUUUUAUUAUGUAGAAAUAGAAAAUAUUGGUGAGUUAUAUGAAGAUGCAUAGGAUAUGUUAAGACGUAUAGGUUAUGAGUUGGUGGAUACUUAUUGCAAUAGGAAAAAGUAGAAAUAUAAGAAUUAGCAAAUAAUCUAAUUAAAAUAAAAUAGUUGGAAGUUAUGCAUAUAUUCUAAUAUAAAGAAGUUUUACACAAAGUUAUUAAAUGAUCUAUUAGAAAUGAAAUUCAAUGAGAAGGAAUAUCUCUAAAUAUUUUAGGGAGGUGUUAAGUUAUCUGAGCUUUAGAUAGAUUUAGGGAAAUUUUAAAUAAAACAUGAAAAGGACAUAAAUAAAUUGGAUUAGAUGAUUUUGGAUGAUUCAAAUUGUAAUGAUUAUAAUUUAAUCAAUAAAGAUAAAUGUGUGUCUUAGAAGAUAGACCAGUUUACACCAGGAAAUUAUUUGACUAUAGUAGUAAGAUCUGAACAAUUACCAAUAGAAAAUGUUACUUAACUUUAUCCUGAAACUAGUCUCAUCAGGUAUUUUUAUGUAUUAUUAUAAUUUAAGAGGUUAUUUUGAAAUACAAAGAAAUUAUUCUAAGCAACAACAAUAAAACUUCUGA